AUGGCCGACCUGCCCGGCGGCGGCCUGGGCCAGGGCGUGGUGCUGACUGUGAUGGACCAGAGCCAGGGGGGCUUCAGCGUUGACGUCAUCAUAGAGCACAGGGAUUCUAUUGACGAGGAGCGCCACCCCGAGGGGUUCAUCCUGGAGGGAGAGCUGCCCUCUGCUGCGCCCCCGGCAGGACAAGAGGGCGAGCAGCAGCAGCAGCAGCAGCAGCAGCAGCAGCAAGAUGCCGCAGCGGCGCCGCCGGGCGGCGGCAAGAAGCGCGGCAGGGAGGAGGGCGCCGCGGCCGGGGACGCGGAUGGCGACGCGGUCGUGCUAGAGGUCGGGCAGGACGAGACCGCGGCUGCGGCGGGGGCACCGGGGGCGAAGAGGGCCAAGCAGGACGGCAGCGAGGGCAACGGAGGCGGUGGGGGUGACGAGGCAGACGGGGACGUCAUCGUCAUCGGCGAUGACGACGACGACGAGGCGCUGUGA
Messenger RNA from Monoraphidium neglectum, 474 nucleotides. RefSeq lists its product as hypothetical. The record is from RefSeq and is a predicted model, not a curated record. The transcript has 2 exons. The coding region runs from base 1 to 474 and encodes 157 amino acids. NCBI's taxonomy places the organism in Eukaryota, Viridiplantae, Chlorophyta, Chlorophyceae, Sphaeropleales, Selenastraceae.